This is a messenger RNA of Aspergillus chevalieri, 963 nucleotides long. RefSeq names its product ribose-phosphate diphosphokinase. The transcript is spliced from 4 exons. Lineage: Eukaryota; Fungi; Ascomycota; Eurotiomycetes; Eurotiales; Aspergillaceae. The record is from RefSeq and is a predicted model, not a curated record. Gene Ontology annotation, cellular component: cytoplasm; ribose phosphate diphosphokinase complex. Bases 1 to 963 code for a protein of 320 amino acids. Gene Ontology annotation, molecular function: magnesium ion binding; ribose phosphate diphosphokinase activity. Gene Ontology annotation, biological process: ribonucleoside monophosphate biosynthetic process; purine nucleotide biosynthetic process; 5-phosphoribose 1-diphosphate biosynthetic process.
AUGUCAGCCAACUCGAUCAAACUCCUGACUGGUAACAGUCAUCCAGAGCUUGCCAAGCUCGUUGCCGACAGGCUCGGCAUUGAGUUGACCAAGAUCAUGGUCCUCCAGUACUCCAACCAAGAAACGAGUGUCACGAUCGGUGAAAGUGUACGGGAUGAGGAUGUUUUCAUUUUGCAGUCCACAAAACCCAACGACAUCAACGAUGGGCUCAUGGAGCUCCUUAUCAUGAUCAACGCUUGCAAGACGGCCUCUGCCCGGCGCAUCACGGCUGUUAUCCCCAACUUCCCCUACGCGCGCCAGGAUAAGAAGGACAAGAGUCGUGCUCCGAUUACCGCCAAGUUGAUGGCCAACAUGCUCCAGACCGCUGGCUGCAACCAUGUCAUCACUAUGGACCUUCACGCUAGUCAGAUUCAGGGUUUCUUCAAUGUGCCGGUCGACAACCUUUAUGCCGAGCCUAGCAUGCUGAAGUGGAUCCGGGAGAACCUGGAUGUGGAAAACUGUGUCAUUGUGAGUCCUGACGCUGGUGGUGCUAAGCGUGCCACCGCUAUCGCCGACCGGUUGGAUUCGCAAUUUGCCCUGAUCCACAAGGAACGCCCUCGUCCCAACGAAGUUUCCCGAAUGGUACUUGUUGGAAACGUCAAGGACAAGGUUGCCAUCAUCGUCGACGAUAUGGCAGACACUUGUGGAACCCUCGUCAAGGCCGCCGACACCGUCAUGCAGCACGGUGCUAAGGAAGUCAACGCCAUUGUUGUCCACGGUAUCCUCUCCGGUAACGCCAUCGACAACAUCAACAACAGCUGCCUCAGCCGUAUCGUCGUUACGAACACCGUUCCCCACGAGGAGAAGAAAGAGGUCUGCGACAAGAUCGCAACGAUCGAUAUUAGCCCUACGCUCGCCGAAGCUUGCCGCCGGACACACAACGGAGAGUCGGUUAGCUUCUUGUUUUCGCACGCGGUUUCUUAG